AAAGAAAAAGAACAUGAAUCAACAAAAAACCAUUCUAGCAUCUGUCUUCAUGUUUCUGUUAUUCAGGUUCUACACUUGUACAGACACCAUUACACUCACUCGACCCCUUAAAGAUGGUGAUAUUUUGGUCUCAAGUGGAGAAAAUUUUGCACUUGGAUUCUUUAGCACCACAAAUUCCAGCAACCGUUAUUUGGGUAUCUGGUAUCACAAGGUUUCCGAGCAAACUGUAGUUUGGGUUGCUAACAGAGAUAAUCCGAUCACUAACUCAUCCGCUAUACUGUCCGUUCACCCAUCCGGAAACCUUAUUUUGCAUGAAAGAGAUGAUCAAAGGUUUGUUUUCUGGUCAUCCAACGUCUCCGGAGUGGCGAAUGACGGUUUUUCGGCUCAGUUGUUGGAUUCAGGGAACUUAGUGUUGUUUCAAGGCGAAAAUAGGCAGGUUUAUUCAUGGCAAAGCUUUGAUUAUCCUUCGAAUACCCUUCUUCCUGGGAUGAAGUUCGGAAUGGAUCGGAAAACAGGUUUGAAAAGGAUGAUUACGGCUUGGAAAUCUAGUGCGAACCCCGCCAUCGGAGAGUAUUCAUAUGCAAUGGAAUUCCUUGGGUCAACUCAGUUGUUCCUGUACAAAGAUAUGACGAAAAUUUGGCGAACCGGUUCAUGGACCGGCCACGGGUGGAGUGGUGUACCAGAGAUGACACCCAAUUUCAUCUUUAAUGUUACUUACGUAGACAAUAACGAUGAGGUUGCAGUAGUUUAUCUUAUACGUAACUCAUCAAUUUUCUCCAGAUUAGUCGUUAAUGAGUCUGGGAUCGUAGAAAGGCUAACAUGGCACAAGGACAAUCGUAGGUGGAUCGGGUUCUGGUCUGCUCCAAAAGAGCCGUGUGAUGGCUAUAGCCAUUGCGGUCCUUUUGGCAUUUGUGAUCCAUACAAAUCAGGUACUUUCGAAUGUGACUGCCUUCCCGGAUAUGAGCCUCAAGCGCCACAAGACUGGUACUUAAGGGACGGAUCCAAAGGCUGCAAGAGAAAGGCCGGGACUGAAAUGUGCAAGAACCAAGACGGGUUCGUGGAGCUGGCACGUGCGAAGGUACCCGACACAUCUACGGCACGUGUGAACAUGAGUCUGGGAUUAGAAGCGUGCGAGGAGUUUUGCAUAAAAAAUUGCACGUGCGAGGGGUAUGCAGUUGCUGAUAUUAGAGAAGGCGGGAGAGGGUGUAUAACUUGGUACGGGGACAUGAUUGAUACACGGACGUUUUCAGAUGGGGGCCAGUCUUUAUAUAUUCGGGUGGAUGGAAAGGAAUUAGCCAAGUACUCAUCAAAGAAGCCAAAGAGUUCUGGAAAAAAUCUAUUUCUGGUCAUCGGGAUGCCGGUGAUUGCAGCGGGGAUUUUCCUUUCGACCUGCAUUUGUUGUUACAUAAAGAAGAAGAAGAACAAGAAGAAAGAACAUGGAGUUGGGUUCAGUUUCACAGUUGAUAGCUUAAAAUCCCAGGAUGGAUCAUUCAUGGCGAAGGAUAUGGGCGAAAAUGUUGAUUUGCACGUGUUUGAUCUGACGACAAUAGUUGCAGCAACUCAUAAUUUCUCUCCUUCAAGCAAGCUUGGAGAAGGUGGAUUUGGCUCAGUUUACAAGGGAAAGUUAGCAAAUGGACAAGAAAUAGCCGUGAAACGAUUAUCACAAAGUUCAGGUCAAGGGAUGCAAGAAUUCAAGAAUGAAGUCACAUUGAUAGCCAAACUUCAACACAGGAAUCUCGUAAGGCUUUUCGGAUAUUGUUUUCAUAGAGAAGAACAGAUGUUAAUCUACGAAUACUUACCAAACAAAGGCUUGGAUUCUUUCAUUUUCGAUCAAGAAAAAGGGCCUCUUUUAGAUUGGAAAAAACGGUUUCAGAUAAUUCAUGGAAUCGUUCGUGGAUUGUUGUAUCUUCAUCAGGAUUCCAGGCUCAAGAUCAUCCACAGGGAUCUGAAAGCAAGCAAUGUUUUGCUAGAUGCAGAUUUAAACCCUAAGAUUGCAGAUUUUGGAAUGGCAAAAAUAUUUGGAGGGGAUCAAGACGAAGCUAAAACUCGUAGAGUUGUUGGAACAUAUGGCUAUAUGUCUCCGGAGUAUGCAAUGGAAGGCCUUUUUUCAGUGAAAUCCGAUGUGUUUAGCUUUGGAAUUCUACUUCUGGAGAUCAUCAGUGGCAGGAAAAACAAUAGUUACUAUCUCGAGAAUGCGGUUAACUUGAUCGGGCAUGCUUGGGACUUAUGGAAACAAGAUAAAGCAUUGACAUUAGUCGAUUCAUCGUUGGGAGAUUCAUUUGAUGAUCAUGAAAUUCUAUUAUGUAUCCAUGUCGGGAUUCUGUGCGUCCAAGAAUCUGCUGCUGAUCGGCCAACAAUGACAGACGUAGCAUUUAUGUUGAGUAAUCGCGAAACAAAGCUUCCCUCUCCUAAUCAACCCGCUUUUAUAUUCAGGCAAUUGAAUUACGGCACAGACUCAGCAUCUGCAUCGGCUAGUGGGGGAGUUAGGUCCGUCUAUGAUGAGAGUAUCACCAUCGUUCGAGCUCGAUAAUUUCAGAAUCCCUUGAAAUCGACCACUUUGUUCGUAAGUUGCACACAGACCAAUUCGAUGAUCAAGGCUUGAACGUCGUGAAUCAAGUUGUGCAUUUUGUAAGAAGUUUCAGUAGAUACUUUACCACAAUAUAUGUAUGUAAUGAGUUUGCAACUUAUUUUGAUACAUGCUUUGUUUAGUAAAUGCAAUAAAGUUCCCGU
Messenger RNA from Cynara cardunculus var. scolymus (artichoke), 2730 nucleotides. RefSeq names its product G-type lectin S-receptor-like serine/threonine-protein kinase RKS1. The record is from RefSeq and is a predicted model, not a curated record. Gene Ontology annotation, biological process: recognition of pollen; protein phosphorylation. NCBI's taxonomy places the organism in Eukaryota, Viridiplantae, Streptophyta, Magnoliopsida, Asterales, Asteraceae. The transcript has 7 exons. The coding region runs from base 14 to 2530 and encodes 838 amino acids. Gene Ontology annotation, molecular function: protein serine/threonine kinase activity; ATP binding.